AUCAAUAAGUAUUAUUUAAAACAAAAAUGGCGCGUUUUUGGGUACCCGGCAACGAUAUUAAUUGUAUGACACCAAAGAAUAGAUUCUAACCUUGUGGAAUACUUUUUACGAAGUUUAUAACAUAAUUUCGAAUUAUAUGAUGACUUCAAAACCUACUCAAUCCACUAAUUUACCAUGGGUAGAAAAAUAUCGACCAAAAAAAUUGGAUGAUUUGAUAUCUCACGAAGAAAUUAUUAAAACUAUAAAUAAAUUCAUUGAUGAAAAUUUACUUCCACAUCUUCUUUUUUAUGGACCUCCUGGCACAGGAAAAACAAGUACAAUACUUGCUUGUGCACGUAAAUUAUAUACACCAGCUCAAUUUAAUUCAAUGGUUUUAGAAAUGAAUGCUUCAGAUGACAGAGGUAUCAACAUAGUUAGAGGACAAAUACUUAGUUUUGCAAGUACAGGUACAAUGUAUAGGUCUGGUUUUAAAUUAAUCAUUCUUGAUGAAGCUGAUGCUAUGACAAAUGAUGCACAGAAUGCUCUUAGAAGAAUAAUAGAGAAGUACACAGACAAUGUAAGAUUUUGUAUUAUAUGUAAUUACCUCAGUAAAAUUAUUCCUGCCCUUCAAUCUCGGUGCACUAAAUUUAGGUUUGGCCCUCUUUCUAUAGAUCAAAUUUUACCAAGGCUAGACACUAUUAUUAAAGAAGAGAAUUUAAAUGUUACGGAAGAUGGAAAACAAGCAUUAAUAACAUUAAGUGGAGGAGAUAUGAGAAAAGUUUUGAAUGUCCUCCAAAGUACAUGGCUUGCUUUUGGGGCAGUUACAGAAGAAAAUGUUUAUUCUUGCGUUGGACAUCCUCUUCCAAUUGAUAUAAAAAACAUUGUCAAUUGGUUAUUCAAUGAAUCAUAUGAAUUGUGUUAUUGUAAAAUCCAAGACAUAAAGUUAAAAAAAGGACUGGCAUUACAAGAUAUAUUAACAGAACUUCAUUUGUUUAUAAUAAAAGUAUUUGAAUUUCCAGAUUCAAUACUUAUUGAUUUAAUAAUAAAACUAGCUGAAAUAGAAAAGAGGGUAUCUAUUGGUUGUAGUGAAGCAGUACAAUUAAACGCCCUUGUUUCAGCGUUUCAAAAUGCUCGCGAUAUCGAGACUUAAUAUUUAUCAAAUUUGAAGAUUCAAUUAAGGCAUUCUUCGAGAAAUAAAACAAGAUUAAAUGGAUACAAAUGAGUCAGAUAUUCUUCAUUUUGAUCGAUAUUGCACGUAUUUUCAACUAUGGAAAGGGGAAAGCUAACAACGGAACUGUCUUGCUCUCGGUCUCUCAGGGAUUUUAACGAGAUUCGGAACGAUUUCAACUUUCCAAGAACUUUCAACAUAAGUGUCUGGACACUCGACAAAGAAAGAAGUGUACUCUUUGUUGUAUCAAUGUCGAUACAAGAAUAGAAGGGAAGGAAGGAAAGAAAAGAGGAAAAUAAAAAAAAAAAAAAAA
Molecule: messenger RNA, 1460 nt
Organism: Apis florea (little honeybee)
Lineage: Eukaryota; Metazoa; Arthropoda; Insecta; Hymenoptera; Apidae
Gene: RfC3
Product: replication factor C subunit RfC3
Biological process (GO): DNA-templated DNA replication; DNA repair
Cellular component (GO): nucleus; DNA replication factor C complex
Molecular function (GO): ATP binding; DNA clamp loader activity; ATP hydrolysis activity
Source: RefSeq, a predicted model, not a curated record